Molecule: messenger RNA, 270 nt
Organism: Miscanthus lutarioriparius
Lineage: Eukaryota; Viridiplantae; Streptophyta; Magnoliopsida; Poales; Poaceae
Source: the annotation of a GenBank genome assembly
AUGGAGAUGCAGAAGAUGAGCCGUCGGCGCAGUUGUAGCCGCAGCUGGGCCAGCGUAGCGGCGCCGUUGAUCAUCUUUUGGUACUGCGCUUAUUGUGCCACUGCAGCGGCUGCGGCGGUGGCAAUGGCGGCCACAGGUGGAGGAGGGGCGGAGCAUCAGCUCGGCGACGCCAAGUACAAGGACCCGAAGCAAGCGCUGAACACGAGGAUUGACGACCUGCUGCGGCGGAUGACCCUCGCCGAGAAGAUUUGGCCAGAUGUCGCAGAUUGA